Messenger RNA from Bactrocera tryoni, 6789 nucleotides. RefSeq names its product trigger factor-like. The record is from RefSeq and is a predicted model, not a curated record. NCBI's taxonomy places the organism in Eukaryota, Metazoa, Arthropoda, Insecta, Diptera, Tephritidae. Bases 3360 to 3788 code for a protein of 142 amino acids. The transcript has a single exon.
UGUUUAACAUGACUCGCUUUGUUGUUGUUGUAGUUAAAUGUUAAAAUUGUCGUUGACAUUAUCGUUGUACACAAACAUUCCAACUACUCUCAAACACACACAACACGACAAACUCAACUGUGUCACGCAGUGUGGAUGCAAGCAGCAACAAAUCAGAACACAAUCACCAGUAUCACCAACACCCUUGAGCGCCCGUGGUCCAGGAGAUGUUAAACUGAAAAUUGACGCUCUUUUAUUUAUGUAUGUGUGUUCCUCGCGGUACAUCGCAUGUCUAACUGUCACUCAAUUUUGUGUUUGUAUUCCGUAAAUUGGCUGACCGAGUAUGCAUACACACCCACACACAGACACUUGCUACAAUUUACACAAAUAAACGCACACAUUCGUAUGACCACCAGCACCUCGUAUAUAACUGUAUACAUACAUACAUGUGUACCAGCAAGUCAAUGUGUUUUAUUCUCUAAAUUCCUUUCAUUACAUUGUUAAGGGAAAAUCAAGAACAAACAACAACAAGAAACAACCUAACUAUUCGGCAACAUUUUCAAUUUCCGCUUGCAACAAUGUUUCUAUUUCUGAUUGCAUUGCCGCCUCUGUCAUUCGCAUCAGCAAUGUCAUCAUCAUACUCGUCAUCACCAUCACCAUCAUCAUCAACGCUAUCAGUGUCACUGUUCGCCAAGCAUCAGCGAUCAUCCUCGUGUUUAUUCAAAAUUUGAAUGGUUCCUAAAAACAAACUAAACAUAAGUGUUUCAAGAAUUUUAGAAUUUUACUAGAUGUGAAUAUUCAGUGAUUGUUUUUGUUUUCAUCAAUAUCAGAGACUGUGGAGAAAUAACCGAAAUUUACAAAUCAUUAGAAAAUUAUAAAAUGUCGAACAAAAUUUGACAUACAACAGAGUCAAGGCAAAUAAAGCCAUUAUCCUUCGACUAUUUUACAAAACAUUUUGGUUAAGUUCUAUAGACCCACUAUUACUUUAUUCGUGCGUUUUUCCUUUUACAAAAGUGUAUCGUUUGUCUAAGAAAAGCAUUAUUAUUAUUCAAACUAUUGCCCAUCUGUAGAUAGUAUAUAUUCCCAAUAUACCGGCAAUUUGUCGACUCCAUCCCAAAAGAACUCUACGAUACAUGUCAAUUUUUGAUACCCUGUUUUGAUGUGAACUGUAGUGAGCGCCUGUUGCAUCGACCGGGACAAAUGGUCGCCAGAAGGAACAAGACCCGAACUAUAAGGACGAUGUAUCGUAAAAUUUCUCAGCCGCUAUUUUUCAAAUAGCUUUUAAGCGGUCUAGAAACAUGAGGACGAGCGGUGUUAUGAUUUAAAAUUAUUGUCUCGUAUCUAUUCUCCCAGCGGGCAGUGAGUAGAAUUUGCCCGUGGUAAGGUAUGCCUGUCGUGAGCGGCGAUUAAAAUCCAAUAUGCACCUUGUAUGUUUUUUGGCUUGCCUCGAAAUAUCCGUGUAGUCUUGUCAGAAACAGCGUAAUAAUACUCAGCUUGAACUGAUAUUGUAGACUUUGAAUGAUAUUUCUUAUAAUUAAAAGACAAUUGGAAUUCAACCGACACAUUUCACCAGUAAUUGAGUUGAAUGGAUGCUCGACUGGUAGUAGCAAAAGCAGCAAGGUCUGACCGGACACUUGAAUAUGGUACAACGGGGAGCUUUUAGCCCUUAGAGUUCGUUCCAAACUGCACAUUGAGUUUGGUCCUUUUGGGAUAUUUGUGAUGACUGUGGCUUAAACCUAAAGGCAGGUGGAGUUCAGUGUGGAGUCGCACUGCGCCCAAGUGACGGACCCACACCACGGUAGAGGUUUUAGCUGGGCUUCGAACCCGACCAAGGUGGAAAAGGUUUCCCUUCCACUUGGCCAAUUAGAACCAAAUAAUACUCGCAAAAAGCUUGUAUUAUUUUGAGGCGUUGUACAAUGCAUGGUUUUGGUCCGUUGUGCUUUUGAGUGCAGUGGGAUAAGGUUGACGGCUGCAAGUACAUACGUAAGACACACCGGACGUUGUCUCGUGCUAACAAAAAAAUCUGUGCGCUCACUCGCUUGAUUAAACUUCUUGAACUGUUGCAUGUAGCUUUCCCCAAUAAUGGUUUAAACCGGUGUUAGAAGCUCGCAAAACAGCAUGCUCUUCUGAUCCCAUCAAAUUCCUUGAUUUUGACUGUAUCCGGCUUGUUUUAAAUAUUUCUAAUUAGUUACUUGUGUGCCUCUCAAAGGUUUUGAACUCUCUUCUUGUGUUGGCAACAAUCUUAUCCGAGUAAUGCUUCCAGUUCUUCAUCUUCCAAUCCAAAAUCAGCAGUUUUAAAUCGUGCGAACCACUCCUGGCACGUUUGUUUAGGUGGAGCAUGUUCAUUAUAAACUUUCACCGAAACGCGAUAACUUUAGGCUGAUUUUUCCUUCGUAUUAAAGUAAUUUUGGAUAAGUCUCCACAAAGUUCAACAUAUUUGAGUGUAAAAAAGUGAAAAAACCUCAUCACCGAUUUUCUAUUUUCGAAUAGUUGCAAGAUCGCAGCAAAAUAUAUUUAUUUUUUAAGCGACUGGUUACUGGUGACGACUACUGGGUCACUUACGAUCACGUCAAGCGAAAACGUCAGUAGUCGUACCGCGAUUAGCAGUCUCAAGCGGUCUCCAAGCGGCGAUUGAUGGUCAUGAGGAUUUUGAGCUUGUCCAAAGGCGGACCUGCAUUCUCAAUAAUUGGACCAUAGUUAUUGACUCGUCAACAGCUUCGGGAACUUGAUUGCAAAGUUCUUAUUCACUUUAUAGUCUGUACCGGGAACCAAGUGAUUACACAUGUUCCUUUCUAUGGUGAAUGUUAAUGAUGAGCCCCAGGCGAAGUUUGUUACAAAACACUUUCCAAGCUUUUGACCAAUAGAGACAAGGGUUCCUACGAGAGUACCAUCAUGAGUUUACCUUCAAAAUUACAAAACGAAAUAGUACAUGUUAGACUUGUAACAAACUAUUCUAAAUGAAACCCUCAAUUUAAUGCAAAAAUAAUGGAUUUUUUCACUAGAUCGAGACCAGAUGAUUCUUGAAAUAUUUGUGAAGAGCUGAUUUGUUCAAACAAGAAAAAAAUCCAAGUAUCUUUUCAAUAUGUCAAUAAAUUCAGAAUGAAAAUUCAGUCUCUGAUAUUGAUUUACUAAAACAGCCUAUUUAUUUUAUAAGAUUUUCUAUUCGCAACUGUAAUAUGAAUGUUUACUUUUCUCACACACUGUUUACUUUCCAUAAAAACUUUUUAACCAACAAUUUAAUGCAAUUUUGCUCAUCAAAUGCCAAACUUUGCUCACACAACAAACUCCAAACUUUUUCUCGAAAACCUGUGUAUGUAUAUGUUUGAACAACAACAACAACAAUAACAAAAACAACAGGAGCAGCUACAACAAUUACAGUAAUGUCAGAGGAAAAUCGAGGGGAAAUGAAUGUGUCCACCGCUCUCACAUCAACCGAGCCAGAGACGUCAAAGUAUUCAUGGUCACGUUACCUGAACAUGUCUACACAGACGCCACCCUCGCGCCGCCAUCAACGACCCAGCAUGCAAGUGGAUAGCGCCGAAGAUGGCGAUGAUGAUGAUGAUGAUGACGACGACGACGAUGAUGAGGAUAAUGACGUGGACGAUGACAGCGAUGGCAAGGAUAAUGAAAAUGACAAUUUGAUUGAGUCCGAUGAAGAGGGCGAGGCCACCACACAUUUCGGUGGCAGUGCUGGUGGUGGUACUGGUGGCGUUGGAGCGGAUGCUUAUAGACCACACGCCUCUACAUCGGACGCAGCUAAAACUCGUGAUCGGCAUGCUGAUCGGGUAGCCAAGUUUUCAUCGAUUUGAGAAUUUCCGCCAAACCGAUUAGAGUUUUAUUGCGUAUCAUACAUUCGAAGGCGAAAGUAGGUGGUGAAUGUCUCGAUGCGUUGGUUUGUAGGCUUAGAAAUAUUAGAUUUUAAUUCUUUUCAAUGUACAAGUGAGAAUCGUAGCUUUACAGUCAGAAUAUUCAAUAAAUGCAAUUCGUGUACAUCCCAGGUAGCUGCCAAAUAGUUUUUGUAUGUAUUAGAGUAAGGUACUGCAGAAGCCAAUCACGCACAUAACCUCACACAUACACAUACCUUUUGAUUCAUAAAAAUUUUUGCAAAAUAUUGCUCGCUUCACGGAUUUCUCUUGCGUUAGAUAUUAUGUUCGAUAUAAGAAUGAAUUUAAUCGUACAUGGGAUCACUAGCAAUAUAAAUAGUUACAAGUCGAGUAAAAUACAGUUUCUUGCAUUCUAGUUAUAGUGCGAAAAUCUUGUUGAAUAUCAGAGAAGCAGACGAGAGAUUUCCAUCAUUCAUUAUUUCACAUCUAACUCUGUUUCGAUUAAGACGGGCAAGGAGCAAUUGUUUAUAUUUGAAAGUUGCUUUUAUUCGUAUUUUCGGAAUACCCAUUAAAACUUUUGAAAAAAGAAUAGAUAUUUUACGAGUUCCAAGCAAUCUCCGAGGGCGCUAAACAAAGAUCCUUCAAUGGUGUAGUAAUUCCGACUUUCCCGGUGGAUGUUCGUGUUCUUUGGCGAUUCUUAAUCAGAUCAAAUACUAUUACAUGAAGAUCAAUAUAUAGAAUAUGCAGAAAUUUGAUAGCGAUCGGAUCAUAUGUCUCCGAGUGAUUACUGCAGAAACUUCGAAAACUUCUGCUUUAUUGGCAUAGGCAACGCUUACGCGGUUAUAGCUGAGUUUACAACAGCGCCCCAGUCGUUCUUCCUUUUCGCUGUUUAGAUGUUCAGCUGGUUUUUCAAACGGAGUGGAGUUCUACCUCACUAGACUAGAGUAUCGCAAAAAAUACGUUUAAAAUUAAACUGAUUAAGCUGAUUGAACCAAUCGGUUAUAACUUACAGGUUUGUAACUCAAAAACUAUAUGAGGUAUCACAGCAAAAUUUUAGAUUGAUAUUUUUAAAGGUAUGACCUAUCGAAAUAUGAAAAAAUAAUAUUUCCUUUUAAACUUCACACUAGGUGUGCUCCUUAAGAGACAUUGCUAAGUAAAUUCGAAGUCAAACACGCAAAACACCUUUUCGAACAUUACUAAGUGUCUUUGAAGUUAAGUACCCAAAAACAUGCUUUCAUAUUCGCUUACAUCGUAAGCUCAAGGAGUAACUUGAUAAUUUAAUAUCCUCUUAAAAUACUGAUAAGCAAAUACAAAGAUGAUGUCUUCGAGGUUUUCGAACUCUAUCUCAAACACUUUAAUGUCCACAUGUUGACAAUUUGACAUUUCUCUUUUUGUUAUUAUGAGGAAUAUACUAAAGAUAUGAUAAACUCUUGCAUUUCGAAUUUGAGAUAUUAUACUCAGUACCUUACGCGGUUAUAGCCGACACCCAGCCUUCACAAAAUGAAAUUACGCCAGUUCUUAUCUCAAAACAUGAUUGUGGAAACACUUUCGCAGUAAUUUUCUGGAUUUUGUUCAUACAACCCCAAACAUGCUCCCGAACAUGCUCCCGAACGUGAUCUAACACUGCCAUAAAAAACAUUUUUCACGGUGUAAUCGGCACAAUCCGAAUACCGACGAGCGUCACACCACAUACCCGCGCAGUACCGCCUCAAACAAUAUAUCACCGCCAACAGUCACUCAAACACCGUUAGAACUGCUCACAACUGAUGACGUCAUACACUUUGUAAAUAAUAGUUAAUCAUUGCAAUUUGCUGUAAAUAUAAUCAUCUUAGAUUUUUUUCUAAUUGGACGAACAUUUAGCUCUUGAACACACACUACCACAGCAUAGUAUAUAAAAGGGUACAAGUGAAAGCGUGUGAGUUGGGCGUGGCAAAUAAUGGCGCCCAAAUGCACUAUUGUGCUUUGUAAUUGUAAUCUAAAUGAAAAAAAAACUAGAUAAAAAUAAUAGAGAGUUAGGAUAUAUUCAAACAAAAAUCAAUACUGUAAAAUAUAUAUACAAUUUUAGUGCGUAAGUGUCGUAGUUAUGGUAAGACAAAUUCUUGAAGUAAUCUAUUGAAAAUACUUGUAAAAUGUAUGUAGCUAAGAAUUGAAUAAUCAAAAAAUAAGUUAUACUCGAAAAAGGUUUACAGUUAUUCAAGAAAGAGGAUUAGAACAGCAUUCACUUACAUACAUACACAUUUACAUACGUUCAUCAAACGAAAUUUACAUAAUUACGAUUCAAUAAAACAUAAACUUAUUAAUAAUAAUUGUCAUGUGUAUAUUGGAAACGAUUUACUUUAAAUAAAUAAAAUACUUGAAAUUAAUUAGGUAAGAAGAAGAAAAAAUUAAACAAGAAAAAUCAAUGAAAUAACUAAGCAAAUUUGUACUAUUGGAAAAGAACUGCCAAACAAAUGAGUAAACAUACAAAGAAAUUAAAAAAAAAAAAUAUUAAAAAAACUAAAAAUAAAUUAUAAAAAAUUAGCUGAGUUGUAAAAAUUAAAACUAAAAUUAUUAUUAUUAAUAAUAAUUCCAAAAAAUGACACAAAGAAUGGAAAUCAAAGCUUUUCAGCGUCAUCGUUAGUGUAGCUAAGAGAUAUUCACUAAAUGACUAAAAUUUGCAUAAAAUAAAAGAAAAAAAUUUAAUAGCAGAAAUCACCAAAACUAAUGAGCCGCAAAAAGCGCUAAUGAAAAGUAAUUAAUUUUGUAGUUUUAAAGAGCAUAGCAGUAAAUAUUUACCAAUAAUUCCAAUGACUUGUCUACAAACUACAUAAAUAUACAUGUAAUACAAAAUAUAUAGAUAACUGUGUAUGAAUAAAAAUAAUAACGGUAUCAAGCAGCAGUUGCUAAUGUGAGUCAGGCGUAUUUUGUCGUUUUGUUGUAAUUGUAUGUAACGUGUGUAUGAAAGUUUGUAAAAUUUUAAAAAUUCGUAAACAAUAAAAAACCUAGU